Messenger RNA from Ictalurus punctatus (channel catfish), 1301 nucleotides. RefSeq lists its product as uncharacterized. The record is from RefSeq and is a predicted model, not a curated record. The coding region runs from base 349 to 1155 and encodes 268 amino acids. Lineage: Eukaryota; Metazoa; Chordata; Actinopteri; Siluriformes; Ictaluridae. The transcript is spliced from 2 exons.
CACACACCUGAAGUGUCCCUGAAGUGUCAACCUGAAGUGUCACUGAGGAAGCAGCACCCUUCGAGCUAACGCUAUUACAUUAAUUUACAUUAAUUUCUUCUAAUCUCUAUACUUUAAAAUUAUUUACCUUACGUUAUACAAAUAUAACUGACACCACUUUAGAUAAAACAAUCGUAACGUUGCGCUGUCGCAAAUUUGAUCUGUAUUUUGUAUUUUGUUUUUUUUUUACAAAACAUCCGCGACUAGCUUGUAGCCCGUAGCCCGCUAGCAUCACCUACCGCUAGCCUUGUUUACGUUUCACAUUUCUCACUUACCGCUGUUCUGUUUUAAAAAAACAAAAAAACAAAUAUGUCUGUUGUCUCUCCGGUUUUGAGUGCAGAUGAGGACUCGCUUGAGCUUCACAUGGUGCGGCUGGAACUGGAGGAUGUGGAGAAGCAGAUCCGCGGCCUACUCGACAAGCAGGCCCAGCUGCUGGAGCGACAAACUGCGCUGGAAACAUCUUGUGCCUCUGCCCACAUAUCCAAGGUAAGCACACAGCGUGGUAUUUCCACUCCCAGCCCCUCUACGCCGUGUGUUUCUCUGUGCAGGGACCGUGCACCUAGGACUUUCCCAGCCGUGGUCUCCGUCACGCCGGCGCCAACACACCUCGGGCCUUGGGUGAACCAGCGGCGAAAGGCGCGGGCUGGACCCUCUCCACCUCCGGUGUUCGAGAUUCCAACCAGGAACCGCUUCGCCCCUCUCCGCCAGACCAGACCCAACGCUGUGAUCGUCGGGGACUCCAUUGUGCGGAACGUCCGUGUAGCCUCAUCUAAAGGUAAGGUGCGCACACACUGUUUUUCUGGUGCUUGUGUCCUUGAUGUCGCUGCGCAGGUAUCUGGGAUCCUGAAGAAGGACGAGCGCAAUGGAGCGGUUGUGCUGCACGCGGGGACGAACGACACCAGGCUGCGGCAGACGGAGGUUCUGAAGAGGGACUUUUCCAGCCUGAUCGAGACGGUACGAGGCAGAUCACCCACUGCGAAGAUCAUCGUCUCUGGACCUCUUCCCACAUACAGACGUGGAGCAGAAAAGUUGUUUCAUCCUGAUGGCCUGCACCCCAGCAGCCUUGGAGCGGAACUGCUUUCAGACAACAUUUCCAAGGCGCUACACUCCAAGUGACUGCCUACCGUAAGUACAUCUUCCAAUAAUAACAACAUUCAGUAUAAUCAAUGUUCAACUAAAAAUCCGGCAAAGGUAAUACAUACUAUAGAGACUGUGUCUGUUCCCCGAGCUAUACAAAUAUAUAGAAAAUCUCGGAAAGUCUA